AUGAUAAGAAAAAACAUUUAUGUUAUUUUAAGGUAUAUAAUAAUAUUUUUAAUAAUGGAAGAUGAUAAUUCUAUUGAUAUUAUAAAAUGGAUUUUUAAAGAUGAUACAAAUUGUAAUUUUCAAGGUAAACUUGGUAUAAAAAUUGGUGAAGAUAUCAUUCCCUGUGAGGUUAAAUUAAAAGGUAAUUUAUUAGGAAUAAAAUCAUUAGAUAAACCAAUAGAACCAAUGUUAAUUGUUAUGGAACGUGUAUCUGUUGAGAAGAUUGAGGAAGAUGAACUUUCUUUUUGUCUUGUUUACUCAUCUGGAAGGUUAAAAUUUAUAGCAAAUUGUCCAAAGGAUGUUGAAGAUUGGAUUGUUGAAUUGGCUGUUUGUACACAUCAGAUGGCUCAAGCUGAGUGCGAUCAAAGUGCUUAUAAAUAUUUUAAUUUACCUUCUCCAAAUGAAUCAAAAGUAUUACAAAAUUAUGGUUCUUCUAAUCAAUUAAUAUUUCUUGCUAAUCCCUGUCGAAAAUGUCAUUCUUUUGCUAUAUCACAGACACGACACCUACCUGCCAGGAAGAUUGUCGUUGAAGAAAUUAUGUAUGAAUCAAAAUUAUGUUUUAUCAUGGCAACAGAAUUAUUAAAUUUAUUUAAAAAAUGGAAUUUUGAGGCAUUAGAAGAGAUGAAUUUACGUAUGAAAUAUUUUUCAAGUACAAUAAUGCAAGAAUCUGUAAGGAAUGCUGUAAGAUAUAUGAAUGAAAAUGAUGAAUCAUAUGCUCGUGUAAUAGAAUCAAUAUCAAUAUAUAGUAAAGGGUUUUUUAAAACAUCACUUGAUAAAAAUAGAAUAGAUUUAGCAGCAGCUCCCGUCAAUUUACAUGUUCAAUAUUUUAUUGUUGAAAAUGAAAGUACUGGAUUUUAUAUAACACAUGGUGCACCAACAGCUUAUCCAUUAAAAUAUGACAAGGGUGGUUUAAGUAGGAUAAAAAAUAAUUUUGCUGAAAUGUUAGGUUCCCCAAUUUCUAUUGAUCAUACAAUGGAGAAUCGUUAUUAUCGUCGAAAGAGAGAUUUGCUUAAAAUGAAAAAACAGAUAGGUGAGAUGUAUCAACAAAUUGAUACAAAAUGGGAUACUGAUACAUAUGAAAAUUCUGUUAAAGUUGCUGUUAAAAUAUUAGGAGAUAUAAAAAGAAUUCAUGAAUCGUUACUUGAUAUUAUAAAUUCAUUUCCUGAUUUACCUAGUCUAAUAGAUUCAUUAUUUGAAUUUGGUAAAAAACGUGAAAAUUUUUAUGGUAAAUCUAAUAAAUCAUUUAAUCAAAAAUCAAAUAAUCCAUUUUCAAUUGGUGAUACUUUAACAAAUCAACUUGAUAAUAUUGAUGCACAAAUUAUAUCACUUAAUACAAAAGUUGAUGCUAUGGAUAAAUUAAAAGAUACAGAAGAAAAUAAAAAAGUUUCAAAAGAGAUGACUAAAAGUUCAUUAAAUUCUUCAUUAGAUGUUUUAUUACAUCUAUCUCAAUCAAUUCUUCAAGCACAAUUAUAUUCAUUAUUGUAUGCUCUUAAUAAAGGAUCAAUAUCUCAGGCAUACUAUCAAUUACAAUUACGAAGUGAUUUUGUUUUUUCACAAGCAGUUACAAUUUUAGCAACAGCAAUAUUAACAAAAAUUGAAAGAUCCCAAACACCAGAUGAGAUAAGUUUUUGGGAUAUUUAUCCACCAAUAAUAACAUUUUUUGGAUUUCUUUCCUGUUAUGGUGAUGAAAAAGGAAUGAUGGAAGAUUUUAAAGAUGUUUGUAAUAGUUUAAAUGAAAAAGUUGUUUUUAAAUUUAUUUCACAUACCUCAUCUAUACAAUCAAAUGUUAUACCAAUUAUAUCUGGUGAUAGAGGUCAAAUGAUAAUAUCAUUAUCAAUGCCUGAUAUAUUAAUGGAAAAAUUACCUAUUAAUUUAAGGAAUGGUUCUUUAUUGAGACCAUGUGUUAUAUAUUGGAAUUUAGGUAUUAAUCAUGAGGCAUCAUUUAGUGGUUUAUGGUUUAAUAAUCAAAAUAAUUAUGAAGAGUAUAUUAAUUUAUCUGCUUUUCAAAGUAUUACAAAUUAUUUGGGAGGUUUUCCUUGUAAAAAUGAAAGAAUUGAAAGUUUAUAUAAAAAAUUAGAAUUUGAGGUAAAAAUAUCUCCAUCAAAUAAGAAUGUUUCUUUAUUUAAAACUGUUAUGUCAUUAACAACAGCAUUAAAUGGAAUUAAUUGUUUAUCAUGUAAAUCAGGUAAAGAUCGUACCUCAAUGGCUGUAACAUUAGAAGAGGGAAGAUUAUUAAAAGAAACAUGUGGUGUUAAUGAUGAUCAAGUUUCUGAAAUGAUAGUAUGCCUAAGAAGAGAUGGUGUUAGAAGAGAAAAUUGUCGAAAAAAUGUUAGUAAACCAAUGUAUUCUUUUAGUUCAUUUCAAAUGCACUUUCUUCCACCUGAAUUUCGCCCACCAACGGGAACAUUUACCCAUGGUGUUUCAAGUUAA
This is a messenger RNA of Strongyloides ratti, 2469 nucleotides long. RefSeq lists its product as hypothetical. The coding region runs from base 1 to 2469 and encodes 822 amino acids. The transcript has 4 exons. Lineage: Eukaryota; Metazoa; Nematoda; Chromadorea; Rhabditida; Strongyloididae. The record is from RefSeq and is a predicted model, not a curated record. Gene Ontology annotation, molecular function: phosphatidylinositol-3,4-bisphosphate 4-phosphatase activity. Gene Ontology annotation, cellular component: cytoplasm.